Molecule: messenger RNA, 2331 nt
Organism: Daldinia childiae
Lineage: Eukaryota; Fungi; Ascomycota; Sordariomycetes; Xylariales; Hypoxylaceae
Product: Pre-rRNA-processing protein rix1
Exons: 2
Coding region: 1-2331 (776 amino acids)
Biological process (GO): rRNA processing
Cellular component (GO): nucleus
Source: RefSeq, a predicted model, not a curated record
AUGGCGUUUUCUGCACUCCCCCCCGAAUUGCGCAGUCUCUGCCGGAGAUUGACGGCGACAAAAGUAGAACAACUUCCAGCUCUGCUACCUUCUCUACUUAGGGACUUAUUGCGUUGCAAAGAACCACUGUCAAGACCACAUGAGGCGAAGGCGUCUGAUAAUUCCUCUGAAUCGACAGUGCUUGUACAUAAGCUAAAGACUCAGAUAUCUACACUUCUAAAUAGUAGAACCUCUCAGGGCCGCUUCGUAGGGGUGGCGCUAGUAAAAGCUGUGGUAGAAACUGGUGGUUGGGAAUGUCUUCGAACAUCCGAACCCUGGGUCCGAGGACUUCUAUCUAUCCUUCAAAGAAAAGAUCCAGCAGUCAUUAAGGAUCUAUGUGUUGUGACACUAGUGAAGAUAUACACUUUGAUGCAUGUCUAUCCGACGUUGAUACGGGAGAUCGUUACACCUACCCUUCCUACAUUUGGAACGGCCUGUAUCCAGAUUUUGAAGCCCCCUGCGACUAGCAAGGUUGUCAAAGCACCUAAUAGUCUCGUCGAGACAAUAUUUGAAGGUUUCUCGGUUAUUAUUCCACUAUACCCUACUACUCUGCGCCAGUUUUCUUCUAAGCUUAGGGUCGAGUCGCGAUCAUAUAUUGCUCCAACCGUCUCGGACGGUACAAUAGUUCCAGCCUCACUACAGGCGUGCAGCAGACGUCUUAUUAUCAGGUUACAUAUGACAGCUAUAAAGGGUGGAGACUCAACCGAAUGGACGAAACAUUUAGAUGGGAUAAUCACUACAUUCCACUCUACAGCUGAUCAGGUCUUUCGAGCAAUCCAAGAGAACUGGGAGUCGGCGUCGGGCCAUCCAUCAGAAUCUACACCGCAACGAGUAGAUUUCGAUAAAGAUCCCCAAGGCGGUAGUGACAGCCCAGAUCAAUUGCCCCCUUGGACUGGCAUUUAUGCGGGUAGCGAAAGAUUGCUGGGUCUACUCGAUUUUAUCUGUGAAUAUCUGCGGUGCUUUACAAAAACGAUAGUCAUCAUUCCAGUUAGCGCAAUAGUUGAUAUCGUUACGAGGAUAUCUUCAAUCAUACCAUCAAUUCCAGGGAAGGAGAAAUCUGCAUCAAUUCAGCUGAACCCAGCCGUGGGUAGAGAGGAGAAAGACGAAUUAUGGACAGUAUUCCCAGAUAUUCAACUUGCUGCAAUGAAAUUGCUCUAUGUAAUGACGCAGCGUCUGGGAAGAAAUUUCCUGCCACUAGCUCAAACAUCACUUGAACAGCUCCUGCGAAUGUUUGAGUCUAGCUAUCGUCUACCUGAAAUCCGGAUAACAGCCUUCCUCCUAACCAAAGGGAUUCUUCAGCUUUGCGGGCCAACAAUGGAGAAACUUACCGUCGAGGGCUUAAGCCUCAUCAUCAAGGCAUGCUGUCGCGACCUUUUAGGAUCUGGUGGUCAUCUCAAACAUCCUAAGCAAUCAGCUAUUUCUACUCAAAGUAGUAUGAAAUCUAAAUCAGUCAGUCAGAAUGCCGACGCUUUUCUUGGUAACAGCGCCGAGGACGAAUCUAUAUCUGUCUCGUUAAGUCCAGAACACGUCUCAGCAGCAACAGCACUCUUGACUACUCUUUUCAGUCAUGUACCUCAACAGCUUCUUCCUUCUUCACUUCGAGCUCAUAUGCUCAAAACAGCUAUCUUAUGUCAGAUUAAGGAUGCACAGGUAGCAAGCAUAUUACAUCCGGUGCGAGACAAGAGCGGUAGGACGCCAGCAGCCAUACUGCCUUAUCUUACACAACGGUUCCCGCACGACGAAAGUGUGGAAGUAUUGCGCUUCAACUUUCGACCCAUGGCGACAGGACCCAGGAAUGAUACCAUGGACAUCGAUAGGGCGCUAAUUGAAGACGCCUCAGAAGACGAUUCUUCAAUGAAUGAGUUUUCAUUCGAUCAACCACUUGAGACUUCUGUUCCUGGUCCCGCAGAUCAUACCCGUGCCGAAGCCGCUGAGACCUCAGCAAAAGCUCAGGACCUAUUUCUCCCCAAGAGGCCACUAGAGACAGUUCUCAGGUCUGAAGAGGAACGUACCACUAUCGCGCGACCGCCGCCAACAAACUUACUCAAGCGGAAGAGCGAAGAGGCUGAAAUUGCCAUUUCUAAACGGGUCGAGAUCGACACGACGGCAACAACGGUAAUCAGCGCCCCAAUACCGGCAUCUAUCAAUCCGCCGAGCCAGGCUCCCAAGACUGGCAGCGUGGGGGCUCUAGACGAGGAAGACAGCAGCGAUAACGAGAGUGUACACCUGAAUAUGGAGCUCGAUGUGGACGACGAUGACGAUGACGACGACGACGGAGCAGAGGAAUAUUAG